UUUCUAGUAUAUGCGGGGAAAGUAUAUGCGGGGAAACAAAGCGGGGAAAGCAUUUGUUCGAUCGUUACAAUGCCGGUGAUUCUAUAGACUGAACAGGAACGCUGCUUCUUUUACUCAGCGAACAUUUUGCUAUUGUCUAAUUAAAUUCAUGUUAAUUAAAUUCAAAUUGUUAAAUUCAGAACCUGAAAACUCUUCCAAGCCAGUCAGAGAUCAUAAACAGGCAAAGCCAGAAAUCUGCUAUAUCAAUUCCGCAACGAUUCGGACAUUGAUGUAACUAUAUGUCCAUUUGCCAAUAACAAACUUAUAAGCGCGUUAAGGUCCGCGUACGUAGCGCUCCGCGUGGCAGCAUCGAGAGUUGCGCUUAUUGAAGUACUCUGUUGCUGCUGCUAUGAGGCGGCCGUCGACGUCUGGAUGUUCCGCGUUAGCACGGCUUACGGGGGCGGUGGUGGCUCCUCGGAACAGCGUGUCCCGGAGCGUACCAAUGUCACGCAUCACCUACAAACCAGCUGGUCCGAUCACAACAAGAAGUCGCCGCCCAAAAUAGUCGGCUCGACAGAAGGGUGUGACCAGGGCACCGAUAUCCAAGCGGGCGAAGCGAAUCAGGGCUUCUAUCAGCAAGCUCCCGGAAACGGAGGAGGCGGGGGCACUGUAGGUACCGGAGGAAUCUCAGAAGGCAAUUUCGAGCCCAUCCCUCACGACCACUCACUUUGCGAGAGGGUCACUAUUAACGUAUCCGGCCUUCGCUUCGAAACCCAGCUCAGGACUCUAAAACAAUUCCCGGACACUCUUUUAGGCGAUGCGCGGCGGCGGAUUCGCUACUACGAUCCGCUACGCAAUGAAUACUUCUUCGACCGAAAUAGGCCAUCGUUUGAUGCUAUCCUGUACUACUACCAAAGCGGCGGUCGGCUCAGAAGGCCGGUGAGUGUGCCGCUGGACGUGUUCGCCGAAGAGAUCAAGUUCUACGAGCUCGGGGAGGGAGCGUUCAACAAGUUCCGCGAGGACGAGGGAUUCAUCAAGGAAGAGGAGCGGCCCCUGCCCGCCAACGAGUUCCAGAGAAAAAUGUGGUUAUUAUUUGAAUAUCCAGAGAGCUCACAAGCCGCACGUGUGGUGGCCAUCAUCUCUGUGGUCGUGAUCCUGCUUUCGAUCGUCAUUUUCUGCCUCGAGACGCUGCCAGAGUUCAAACACUACAGGAUGUUCGCCGUCGCCGGAAACAAGACUCGCGUGGUCGAGGACGAAGUACCCAAACUCACCGAGCCAUUUUUUCUUAUUGAGACAUGUUGUAUCGUCUGGUUCACAUUUGAAUUGGCUGUCAGAUUCUCCGCCUGCCCGUGCAAGUUCGCGUUCUUCAAAGACGUCAUGAACAGCAUCGAUUUAAUUGCCAUCAUUCCCUACUUUAUCACACUAGGUACGGUGAUCGCUCGUGAACGGGAAGGUCCCUCACUGCUGCCACCUGGUGACAAGUCGUCAAACCAAGCCAUGUCGUUGGCCAUCCUUCGGGUUAUCCGUCUUGUUCGAGUGUUUCGCAUAUUCAAACUUUCGCGCCACUCCAAAGGUCUGCAGAUCCUGGGCCGGACCCUGAAGGCUUCCAUGAGAGAGUUAGGACUACUCAUAUUUUUCCUAUUUAUAGGUGUAAUACUGUUUUCGUCGGCUGUUUACUACGCCGAAGCCGAUUCAGAGAGGUCGUACUUUAAGAGCAUUCCGGACGCGUUCUGGUGGGCAGUGGUCACAAUGACCACAGUGGGAUAUGGAGAUAUGAGACCCGUUGGUGUCUGGGGCAAGGUGGUGGGUUCACUGUGCGCAAUCGCGGGAGUGCUCACAAUUGCUCUGCCCGUUCCUGUGAUCGUGUCCAACUUCAAUUAUUUCUACCACCGAGAGACAGACCAAGAGGAGAUGCACGGCGCGCACAAUUUCUCACACGUCACCUCGUGUCCAUAUCUGCCCGGGCCGACCGGGUCCGCCGAUAAAACGACGGGGGCCACGGACGGGGUGGGCUCCCCCAGUGGAGGUGGUACGGGCGAAUCGCCCUCACAUCGAGGCUCGCUGCAGCUCCAGCAGCAACACGCGCGGCUGUUCCACCAGGCGAGUGCCACUGCCGCCACGCUCGGCUCCCUCAACAAUCCCGACAGUAUUGGCCCUACUGCCACCUCGCCUACGAAUCGACAUCGACUUGCAAGCAUUACUUGUAGGUCGAUCGAGGCGGACUGUUGGUCGUGUUCGAGUGCGGGCGAUGGUGAGUCGGAGUGUGCGCCCGAUCUCAAUUCGCUUACCGCGCCACUCACGUUGUCGACGGUGGCGCCCUCGCCCGAAAAACGCAUCGAAACAGAUGUAUGAUAUUGGCUGCUAUACCUGCAACAGCGUUUUGCUAUUGCUCGUUAUUGCCACCAUCUACCUUUGGCGCCCGUCCUUCUAUCGUGAUAGGAUGUUAACAAUGAUGGCAACAAAGAAAUUUCAUCUGAGACAGACUUCUAGAGCUGACAGUGUAAUAUGCACUCGAGGUACAAAGAGAAAAUACUGCUCGUUAACGGAAGGGAGCACUUCAAAUGCAAUACAAUUAAGACCAAUCAGGAACACAAAUAGGGUGGAGCAAAUGGAAACAAGGACAAAUAUGCAG
Varroa destructor (honeybee mite) is the source of this 2611-nucleotide messenger RNA. RefSeq names its product Potassium voltage-gated channel protein Shaker (gene Sh). Gene Ontology annotation, molecular function: protein binding; delayed rectifier potassium channel activity. The record is from RefSeq and is a predicted model, not a curated record. Gene Ontology annotation, biological process: action potential; potassium ion transmembrane transport; protein homooligomerization. Gene Ontology annotation, cellular component: membrane; voltage-gated potassium channel complex. NCBI's taxonomy places the organism in Eukaryota, Metazoa, Arthropoda, Arachnida, Mesostigmata, Varroidae.